This is a messenger RNA of Talaromyces marneffei, 5289 nucleotides long. RefSeq lists its product as uncharacterized. NCBI's taxonomy places the organism in Eukaryota, Fungi, Ascomycota, Eurotiomycetes, Eurotiales, Trichocomaceae. The transcript is spliced from 4 exons. Gene Ontology annotation, molecular function: ATP binding; cytoskeletal motor activity; chitin synthase activity. The record is from RefSeq and is a predicted model, not a curated record. Gene Ontology annotation, cellular component: cell periphery; myosin complex; cell septum. The coding region runs from base 1 to 5289 and encodes 1762 amino acids.
AUGUCGAGCCGUUAUUCGAUAUUCUCAACUACCUCGAAUCCUAGUCUUCCGAAGUCUGCUUCUCAAAUAUCUACCAUCACCUUGCUUAAUUCGCUCCACAGCUCAUAUUCCACAGCUCAACCAUACCCGCUCGAAGCUGGGACAAGUGUAGUAGUAAACACAUGGCUGACAGUAUCUCCUUUGAAUCCGGAUGGCACGCCUCGUGGUAUCGUUGAUCCCCAGUUAGGUCAGAGAGCUUGGGAACAUGCGCGACGCAGAGCAGAGGAUGGCUGUAUUGUGCUGAGUGCCCUUCAUCGAUCAUGCCCUACCUUACUUCCGUCGUUCCUUUCUAUCUUACCACUAUCUACUCCUGAAGUAUUAUACGCUUCUCUCAAUGCUAUUCGUCCGUUCGUUACCGCAGUGACGCCUUUCAACCCUUCAUAUUCUCUAUAUUCGUCUUUGGCCGUAUCCUACACUUUUACGCUUGCCGGCAACGUCACUGGCUUGACACUCGCGUUAUCCAAGUCGGGACUCAACACUACGAGAGGCUUGCUAGAUGUACCUGCUGAGCCCGGUUACCGUGCCUUCGAUGUCUUUUACUAUCUGAUAAAUGCCGAGUCGAGCCAGGCGGAGAAAGAGUACCUGGAUUUGAAAGAGCCUUCGACCUAUUCAAUCUUGAAUAAAUCUGGAACUUAUGACCCUCCUUCAUUUUUACCGACUGCAGAUGAUGCUGCCGCCGCCGAGGACUUUCGAUCAGCUCUCAAAGCAAUUGGAAUAAAAGGCGCCUCACAGAGAGGCCUCUUGUCAAUCUUGGCUGGCCUUCUCAAGCUAGGAAACACUCUAGGAUUUCUGGUUGAUGAAGAAGAUCUCGAACAAGUCUGUGAAGAAGCGGCCGAACUUCUAGGCGUCGAUCCCGAAGCCUUGCUUCACGGCUGUUCUACCGAUGACCGCACGGUUCUCGUCACCGGCAUUUACGAGGCCUUGGUAGAUUGGGUUAUAUCCAAGGCCAAUGAAGCCAUUGCUACACAAAUCAAAGCUGAUCAGGAAGAUGGAUCUAGUGAUGGCUCAGGCGCUCCAUGGCAGACUGAAGACGCUUCAGACACAGUGACUAUUACCAUCGUUGACAUUCCAAGCCCGCCUCUUGGCAAAGCUGCGGCUCUUCAGGGUGUCUUUAACGAUGAACAGGGUAUCAACGCUGAAAUGAAAGAGGACGGCGUUGAGAUCGUCAGCCCCGGCCAAUCCGUCAUAAAUGAGAUGAAUAAUGCUGUUGCAGAGGUUGGGGCUGAUCUCGGAAUCACCGAAAGCGCUUCCUUCCGUGAGCGUGAACAUCUUAAUGAUCGGAGACAGACCGUUUUGGAAAAAAUUGGAGUAGAGGUGGAAAUUGGUGGUUUUCUCAGGGACAUUCUGUUCCCAGAUCCAAACGAAGGUAUAACCUUGGGAAAACGUGGUCGUUUUGAUCUCCCAGCAACUCUGGGUAGUAGUAGAGUGUGGUAUCAUCUUGCCGUUCAUCCUACAGAUGAUGCACCCCAAAUGUUUGCAGCAUCACCGAGCACGAUGUCUCCAUGGUCUGCUGGAGCAGUUUCCCGUCAACUGCGAGAUUGGCGAUUGCCCGAGUGGGCCAAUAGACGACAUAAGCACCUUGACUUCACUGCCGACUUUGACGUAGACGAAUUCGUGACCCGAUAUGCGCCUUUGGGUUGUAAGGAGGGUAAGGACGGUGUCGAAAGCUGGAUACUUGAAAGAGGUUGGAGCAAUGGAGACGUGGUUGUUGGGAAGGAACGAAUCUGGAUGCGAGAAGGCGCUUGGUGGGAGGCUGAAUCAAUGCUCGAUCUCAAACCUCUGGGCGAUAUGCCAAUUAACCCUUUCGAAAGUGGUUAUUCUGUCACACCUCCAAACCUGAAUGGUUCGGGCUUCCCCCCUGCGAUGCCUAUUGCGGACAGUAGCAGCUUCAUAGCCAGCCGUGACAAUCUUCUCAACGUUAAUAGACAGAGCACAAUGUCUCCGGGCGUCGCUCGUUCAAUUGCCCCAACCAAUAACCAAACGCUGCGCUCCAUGGGCGGUGGUGACUAUGGGCUCGGAUCAAAGGGUGAUGAUUAUAAAGGUGACGAUGCUUAUUAUGAGGCUGAGUUGAACCGUCUCGCUGGAGAUGAUCCUGAAUUUGGUCAGCGCAAACAUAUUGAAAAGAAGAAAAUUACUCUGGGCCGACGUCUCUGGGCCGGAUUUGUGUGGGCGUUGACUUUUUGGAUUCCAUCAUUCCUCCUACGGUACGUUGGGCGCAUGAAGAGACCGGACAUUCGCAUGGCUUGGCGAGAAAAGGUCGUGCUUGUCGCCUUGAUUCUUUUCUUCAAUGCAGUAAUGGUCUUCUGGAUUAUCGAGUUCGGAAACUUACUCUGUCCCAACAAGAACAAAGUCUGGAACGAGAGAGAGCUGAGUUAUAACCAAGGUGAUAAUGAUUUCUACGUCGGCGUUCGUGGCACGGUCUAUGAUAUCAGCAAAUUCUGGCGGAUACAGCAUAGUGACACCACUACUACGACCAGUUCAGCAAAUAUGCAAUGGGCCGGAGGACAGAUCUUGGAUCCUUACUUCCCGGUUCCUCUAACUCAAGGCUGCGCGGCAUUCGUAUCGGAUACCUCUAUCACCUUACGACACAACAACACUGAAGCCGUCACUCAGGUGACUGCUGUACACACCAGCGGACCUCUACAGCAAGUUACCGCCUCGGCACUACACAACAUCACUUGGUAUGCCGAUAGAUUUCUUCCGUUCAUGGCCCAGUACUACAAAGGCGAUAUUGUGUGGACGAGAGACACGAUUACCGACCAGGCAAACAAUGAUGCAAGAUACUGGGUGAUUAUCAACAAUGGGGUAUACGAUUUGACCGACUACUUUUACACUUCUUCCUUGAUGAACAAUAUAGAUACGUACAAUUUUCUACCGAGUGCCGUGACAGCUCUGAUCAAACAAAACGUGGGUUCAGAUAUUACCGACAAGUGGCAGAAUUCACCCCAGUUUCAGAAUGCUCUUACUUGCAUGAAGAACGUCUUUUAUGUCGGAAAGGUGGACUUCAGACAGUCAGCAAGGUGUACAGUCAACAAUUGGAUUCUACUAGCAUUCACGAUCGUUGUUUGCUCGGUUAUUCUAGUCAAGUUCUUGGCUGCACUUCAGUUUGGCUCGAAGCCUCGUCCGGCCCCUCAAGACAAAUUUGUCAUCUGUCAGGUUCCAGCGUAUACAGAAGGCGAAGAUUCACUUCGGAAAGGUCUGGACUCGCUCACAGCUCUUCAGUACGAUAACAAGAGAAAGCUCAUCUGCGUUGUCUGUGAUGGAAUGAUUGUUGGAGGUGGAAAUGAUAGACCAACUCCAAAAAUCGUGCUUGACAUUCUCGGCGUCGAUCCAAAGGUUGAUCCACCAGCUCUGCCAUUCAGAUCCGUUGGCCAAGGAAGCGAACAAUUGAACUACGGCAAAGUCUAUUCCGGUCUGUAUGAAUUCGAAGGCAAUGUUGUUCCAUACAUUGUUAUUGUCAAAGUCGGAAAGGAAUCAGAGCAAUCAAAGUCUAAGCCAGGAAACCGUGGAAAGCGCGAUUCUCAGGUCCUUUUACUCAACUUCCUCAACCGUGUGCACCAUAGGGCACCGAUGUCGCCUCUGGAGUUAGAAAUCUUCCAUCAGAUCAACAAUGUGAUUGGUGUUGAUCCCGAAUUGUAUGAGUUCCUUUUCAUGGUUGACGCCGAUACUAGUGUCAAAGAGGAUUCACUCAACCGACUCGUGGCUGCCUGCGCCAACGAUGCCAGAAUUGCUGGUAUUUGUGGUGAAACCAGUCUACAAAAUGAAGAACGAAGUUGGUGGACGAUGAUUCAAGUUUACGAAUACUAUAUUUCCCACCAUCUCUCCAAAGCUUUUGAAUCCUUAUUCGGCAGUGUCACUUGCCUUCCUGGAUGUUUCUGCAUGUACCGCCUUAGGACCGCUGAUAAAGGACGGCCAUUAAUCAUCUCUGACAAGGUCAUCAAGGAGUAUUCUGAUGGUGAUCUUGACACCUUGCAUAAGAAGAAUCUUCUAGCCCUAGGAGAGGAUCGAUUCCUCACAACUCUUAUGGCGAAACACUUCCCUACCAUGUCAUACAAGUUUGUCGCCGACGCUUAUGCCAGCACCGCUGCUCCCGAAACAUGGAGUGUCCUUUUGUCUCAAAGACGUCGCUGGAUCAACUCCACUAUACACAACCUGGUAGAGUUGGCUGCACUCAAGGAUCUGUGCGGUUUCUGCUGUUUCAGCAUGCGGUUUAUCGUCUUGAUUGAUCUCUUGGGUACAAUUAUCCUUCCUGCCACCUGUGCAUACUUGAUCUACCUCAUAUAUCUGGUUGCCACCUCUAAAGGAAACUUUGGUGUCAUCUCCGUCGUCAUGUUAGCUGCUGUUUACGGUCUCCAGGCUAUCCUCUUUAUUCUGAAACGUCAGUGGCAGCACAUCGGCUGGAUGAUCAUAUACCUGUGUGCUUUCCCGAUCUACUCCGUUGUAUUGCCUCUUUACUCGUUCUGGAAACAGGAUGACUUCACGUGGGGAAAUACCCGUGUUGUCAUUGGAGAAAAAGGUGAUCAACGUGUUGUGGCUGUGGAAGAUGAAGUAUUUGAUCCCAGAAGCAUUCCUCUUCAACGAUGGGAUGACUACGCCUUGGCUAACAACCUACCUGGUCGACGCGGUAACGCCGAAUAUGGCGAGGAGAAGCAGCCCAUGCACUAUACUGAUGAAACGGCAAUGGAGAUGGACGAUUUCCGCUCUACAUAUUCAUCCGUAAAGCCAGCAUCCACUAUUUUGACAGGAUUCCCUGGUGGUCGUGGCUCGUACAUGCCACCUCAAUCCCCUGCUCAGUUUGGUGGCAACAACAACCGCAACUCGCGAAUGUCCUCCUUCACACGAUACACUGACGCACCUCAACUCGGUGGUCAUGCACAGCGUCAUAUGUCCAUGGGCAAUAUUAGCAGCUACCAGGACAACCCGAUGAAUUCAAGCAGACUAAGCAUGCCUAUGAUGCAAAGCUCCGACAAUCUCUUGGGCGUACCCGGUCGACAGAGAAGCCCCCUAGGUGGUGGUUAUGGUUCCCGGCCUGUGAGCACCGUCAUGGACUUCCGAACUGGACCCGGUCAUGGACCUGAUGACCAUACGAUCGUGGAGGCCAUCCGCCAAGUUCUGGCUGAGGUCGAUCUUGAUAAUGUCACUAAGAAACAAGUGAGAGCUCUUGUCGAACAACGACUCCAGACUGAAUUGACUGGCGACCGACGUACUUUUGUUGAUUCUCAAAUCGAUCAAGAACUUGCCAACAUGUGA